Messenger RNA from Hibiscus syriacus, 1143 nucleotides. Its product is annotated as peroxisomal adenine nucleotide carrier 1-like. Gene Ontology annotation, cellular component: peroxisomal membrane. The transcript has 5 exons. Gene Ontology annotation, molecular function: ADP transmembrane transporter activity; ATP transmembrane transporter activity. Lineage: Eukaryota; Viridiplantae; Streptophyta; Magnoliopsida; Malvales; Malvaceae. The record is from RefSeq and is a predicted model, not a curated record. The coding region runs from base 128 to 1093 and encodes 321 amino acids. Gene Ontology annotation, biological process: ATP transport; peroxisome organization; fatty acid beta-oxidation.
GUUUUUCUUUCACGUUUCUACAACUCAGCCUCUUCAUUAAUCCAUACCCAUCUGCCCAAAACCUUGGGUUGGAUAAGCAUUUUUCUACAGAACUGUAGAAUUUCGGUGCUAAGAAGAUAAGCUAAAGAUGGCGUUUGAUCUUGGGUCUUUAGCAGAGGCAACAUCAGGAGCCAUCGGAGCUCUUGUCAGCACCUCCAUUUUGUACCCUCUCGAUACUUGUAAAACCAAGUACCAAGCUGAAGUUAGAGCUCACCACCAACAAAAAUACAGGAACACUUCAGCUGUUCUGUGGGAAGCAAUAGCUAAUGGUCAAGUUCUUUCAUUGUAUCAAGGUCUUGGGACCAAAAAUCUGCAGUCUUUUAUUUCACAGUUCGUCUAUUUUUAUGGCUACAGCUUCUUUAAGAAGCUGUACUUGGAGAAGACUGGAAACAAGACUAUUGGUACUAAAGCAAACUUGAUUGUUGGUGUUGCUGCUGGGGCAUGUACUGUGAUAAUUACACAGCCCCUGGAUACAGCGGCCUCAAGAAUGCAGACAAGUGAAUUCGGCAAGUCUAAAGGACUGUGGAAGACGCUUUCCGAGAGCUCUUGGAGUGAAGCAUUUGAUGCACUCGACAUAUCUCUUCUCCUUACUACGAAUCCAUCUAUUCAGUAUACUGCAUUUGAUCAAUUGAAACAAAGGCUACUUAAUAGGCAGCUAAAGGAGAAAACUGGUACUGGUUCAUCUCCCCAGUCUCUUUCAGCCUUCUCCGCAUUUGUUCUCGGUGCAGUUGCGAAGUGUAUCGCAACAUUUGUGACUUACCCUGCGAUAAGGUGUAAGGUCACAAUUCAGGCUGCAGAUUCGGACGAUAACGAUGAAACCAAGGAAGCUGGAUCAAAAAAGAAAAAGACGGUUACAGGGGCGCUCUAUUCGAUAUGGAAAAGGGAAGGGCUGUUGGGAUUUUACAAGGGAAUAGAAGCACAGAUCUUGAAGACCGUUCUAAGCUCGGCAUUGCUUCUAAUGAUAAAGGAGAAGAUCUCGAAGACGACAUGGGUCCUAUUGCUUGCUCUUCGAAGGUAUCUUUUUACGGUCCAACCUAGAUUAAAGAGUGCUUAAUGACAACCCAAAGAAGCUAGUGAUUGAAGCCCUGUAGUUUCACUUCAAGG